AUGAACCUGAGCAGGAAUGCGCUGGAAGGGGAGAUACCCGAUGCUGUUGGGCCCGAGAGCUAUUUCAUGGCGCUGGACCUUUCCUACAACAACUUGAAGGGGAAGCUUCCCUGUCGCUGUCGGCAGCGGCGUACGUGGGGCACUUGGACGUCAGCCAUAACCACCUGUGCGGGUCGAUUCCCGUCGGGGAGCCAUUUGAAAAGUUCGACCCGUCGUCGUUCGGGUUCAAUGAUCGCCUUUGCGGGAACCCACUCAGCACUUGUUAAUUGA
This is a messenger RNA of Linum tenue, 270 nucleotides long. The record is from the annotation of a GenBank genome assembly. Lineage: Eukaryota; Viridiplantae; Streptophyta; Magnoliopsida; Malpighiales; Linaceae.